CAGCGAAUGGCAAUGCAACAGGGGGUGACACACUGGACGUCUACUUUAUCUGGCACCCAGCACGCUACGACCAAACUAGGUGCACGGUUCCACUUUCGGGGUCUCUUCCUUCGGCAAAUCGACUUUUCCUUUGACGAAUUAAGCUUCAUCAUCACAUACUUGGCGAAUGAAACUACGAUCUGCGAGCAGCCAUGGUGGAGGGGACUUUCACAUGCCGAACGUCUCGAAGCUGCCAGUCGAAUGAAAAUGCAGCACCUUCAUCGAGGAGAAGAGCAUGUGAUCUGGUUAACCUCAAUGGAGACACCACGAUCGUGUAUCCUCCUGUACGGCAACGCUGAGGCCAGACCAUUGAAUAUUGCCACCACUCCAGUACUGAAUUUCACCGAAGGCUCCGUUGUUGGCAACCUCGGCGCUCCACAACGCGUACAAUCUGCUUCCUCCGAAGCGAGUCGCGCUUCGUUUUCAUCAAACACAGCGCAGUCAAUAAGUGGAGUCUCGGAUAGCAAAUGGAGACGCAUUAAGCGCGAGAAUUCCCUGCGUAAGGGCAUCCACUUGUACAACAAGAUUAUAAUAUCGGGACCAGCGGACUACAUUGUGCUUACGGCAAGUGAUAUCCGAGAGAGUGGCUCGGGUGCAGCAGACCGUCUUCAGUGGGCCAAGCAGUUUGGCCUUGAGCGGUUUAUCGGGUGUCUCCGCCAGACUGUCUUUGAGCCGGGUACGAUUAUUGUCCAUGAAGGCCAUCAACUCAACAACUUGUACCUGCUCCUCGAAGGCGAGUGUCGAGCGUCAGUCGAACGUGACGACUCCAGCACUUCGAGUAUUGCUCAGUCCAACGAAGCAAAUUCCAUCAGCUCCAAGCCACCACUUACAACUGCUGAAGCUCAGCUACGACAUACACGCAGAUUCCGCUGGAGUGACGACUCGCAACUGCCUGUAGCUUCGCUUGGUCCCAAAUCGACUGUGGGUGACAUCUCACUGAUGCUUGGGAUCCCGGAGCCCGUCACUGUGAGAGCAGUGACGACUGUAAAUGCCUUGACACUCUCCCAAGAAGAUUUUAUUCGCGAAACCAGCGAUCGACAUGAUCCAACAGUGGUCGCUUGUAUCGAGAAGUUGCAGAGUACAGCGUACGACACGCUGCGUUUCAUCCUUGAACGUGUCGAAACAGAGUCCAAGAAUGAACACUGCGAUCAGCGUCUCAAGAUUGAUUCACUCCGCGAAGCUCUGCGCCAAAAGCAGCCAGGAGAUAAACACUCGAGGGUCCUAUCCUCUCCACGUGAAAGUUCUCGGGCUGUUUCUCAGCCUGGCGGCCUCCCAUCCGAUGUCAGGACCUCCAGUGGUGGUGCUCAAUUGUCCAGGAUCGUAUCGCUUCCGUCGGUAGUUUUGAAGCAUGCUACGUCCAGUGUCGAUACCAGGAGACAAUACUUUCGCAACCAGUUUGAGACUUCAGUCGCCGCCGUAUCAGGUGAGGACGUCGCUCCUAUCGAGAGUCCGACGCGAAUGACUCGACAGCAACGUAAGGCAGCACGAGCUUUUGCCAACUUACAACACCCGGUGGCAGGCAAAAGUCUCGCAGAAUUUGUACAAAUGUCGAACAAGGCAAAAGAUGACAAGUCUCCAGUCGCGGAUCCCCCGCACACGACUCCACAAACCGAAGGCCUUCUCUUCUUGUUCCCAACAAUGACCAAGCGCCGACAACUUCACGGAAAGACUUUGCCUUUACUUCCUCGAUAUCGGGGCUACGAUGGCGUUCAAACACAACAGGACAGUCAGGCUGCAAGAUGA
Molecule: messenger RNA, 1782 nt
Organism: Phytophthora nicotianae INRA-310
Lineage: Eukaryota; Oomycota; Peronosporomycetes; Peronosporales; Peronosporaceae
Exons: 5
Coding region: 7-1782 (591 amino acids)
Source: RefSeq, a predicted model, not a curated record